UGGUGCUCUGAGAACAUGAGCAAACUUUCCUUCGCUCUCCAGAUGUUUCGGCUGAUUUUGUUUGCCUCCGGAGCCUAUGGUGGUAAUAUCUGUACCACGCGAGGGGUCAACUCAUGUCAACAGUGCUUGGCUGUAAGCCCACUUUGCGCUUGGUGCUUCCACGAGAACCUUCCCUCAGGAGUCCCUCGCUGUGACCUGAAAGUCAAUCUUAUUCAAAGUGGCUGCGCCGAUUAUUUGGAGUUUCCAACCAGCACCACCACUAUCUUGGAAGCCAGGCCCCUCAGUGACAAAGGCUCUGGGGGGAGCAUCACCCAAAUGUCCCCACAGAAGAUUGAGCUCCACCUGCGGCCAGAUGACUCGCAAAUAUUCUCAGUUCAAGUACGGCAGGUGGAGGACUACCCUGUGGACAUCUACUACCUGAUGGACCUGUCUAAUUCUAUGAAGGAUGAUCUCCGCAACAUCCAGAACUUAGGUACCCAGCUAGCUGGGAAAAUGGCCGAAGUGACCAGCAACCUGAGAAUCGGUUUUGGAGCUUUUGUGGACAAGCCCAUGCCCCCUUAUAUGUACAUCUCCCCUCCAGAAGCCAUUAAAAAUCCAUGUUAUGACUUGGCCCCGCCAGAUAACCGCUGCCUACCGAUGUUUGGCUAUAAGCAUGUCCUGGCACUCACAGAUAAGGUGAAGCGUUUCAAUGAGGAGGUGAAGAAACAGCAGGUUUCAAGGAACCGUGACGCACCUGAAGGAGGGUUCGAUGCAAUCAUCCAAGCGAUUGUCUGUGAUGAAAAAAUUGGCUGGAGACCGGAAGCCUCUCACUUGUUGGUUUUCACGACGGAUGCAAAGACACACAUUGCUUUAGAUGGGAGACUAGCGGGAAUCGUCACGCCCAACGACGGGCGAUGCCACAUCGACAGCAACAACUUCUAUGCGGCUUCUACCACACUAGAUUAUCCAUCCCUUGGCCUGAUGACUGAUAAACUCUCCCAGAAAAACAUUAACUUGGUUUUUGCUGUGACAAAAGCCAUUGUGGGGCUGUAUCAGAACUACAGUGAGCUGAUUCCUGGCACGACUGUAGGGACGUUGUCAGGUGAUUCUAGCAACGUUUUACAGCUUAUUUUGGAUUCUUAUGAGAAAAUCCGUUCCAAGGUGGAGCUUGAGGUGCGCAACUUGCCGGAGGAAUUGUCCCUCUCCUUUAACGCCACCUGCCUAGAUGGUGAAGUGAUCCCCGGAGUGAAGUCUUGCGUUGGUCUUAAGAUCGGAGACACGGUAAGCUUCAGCAUCGAGGCCAAGGUGCGCGGUUGCCCCCAGGAGCGGCAGAAGUCUUUCACCAUCAAGCCGGUGGGCUUCAGGGACAGCCUGACAGUGGUCGUAAACUUCGACUGUGACUGCGGGUGCCAGCGCAACGCCCAGCCCGACAGCCCCUUCUGCUCCUUUGGCAACGGCACCUUUGAGUGCGGCAUGUGCCGGUGUAACCCUGGCCGGCUCGGCUCUCACUGCGAGUGCUCGGAGGAAGAGUACAGCCCCAGCCAGAAGGACAACUGCAGCCCCCAGGAGGGGCAGCCGCUCUGCAACCAGCGGGGCGAAUGCAUCUGUGGCCAGUGCGUGUGUUACAGCAGUGACUUCGGCAAAGUCUCUGGCAAGUACUGCGAAUGUGACGACUUCUCCUGCGUCCGCUUCAAGGGGGAGCUGUGCUCUGGUCACGGGAAAUGCGUUUGCGGGGACUGCGCAUGCGACCCGGACUGGACCGGAACCUACUGCAAUUGCACCACCCGGACCGACACCUGCAUGUCCAGCAAUGGGCUGGUGUGCAGCGGGCAAGGGCGGGGCUACUGCGCCUGCGGAAAAUGCAUCUGCACCCAGCCCGGUUCGUACGGAGACACCUGUGAGAAGUGUCCGACCUGCCCUGACGCCUGCACCAUCAAGAAGGAGUGUGUGGAGUGCAGGAAGUUUGAGCGGGGGACCCUGAUGGAGCAAGAUACCUGCAGUCGAAACUGCCGGGAUGAAAUCGAGUCGGUGCAAGAGCUUGGAGACCAUGGAAAAGACGCUGUGAACUGUACGUACAAGGACGAGAACGACUGCGUGGUCCGCUUCCAGUACUAUGAGGACUCCAGCGGCAAGUCCAUCUUGUAUGUCAUCGAUGAACCAGACUGUCCCAAAGGGCCCGACGUCCUGGUAGUCCUCCUUUCCGUGACGGGAGCCAUCUUACUUAUUGGCUUGGCUGCCCUGCUCAUCUGGAAACUGCUCGUUACAAUUCACGACCGGAGGGAAUUUGCCAAGUUUGAAGAAGAGAGAGCUCGAGCGAAGUGGGACACGGCCAACAACCCUUUAUACAGGGGAGCCACCUCCACAUUCACCAACAUCACAUACCGUGGGAAUUCGUGAGGGGAGCUCAGGCCGUGAAGGGCCUUUCUUGCUCAUGUUUACAGAAC
This is a messenger RNA of Euleptes europaea (tarantolino), 2423 nucleotides long. RefSeq names its product integrin subunit beta 3 (gene ITGB3). Gene Ontology annotation, cellular component: cell surface; integrin complex; focal adhesion. NCBI's taxonomy places the organism in Eukaryota, Metazoa, Chordata, Lepidosauria, Squamata, Sphaerodactylidae. The transcript is spliced from 15 exons. Gene Ontology annotation, molecular function: integrin binding; fibronectin binding; fibrinogen binding. The record is from RefSeq and is a predicted model, not a curated record. Gene Ontology annotation, biological process: cell-matrix adhesion; cell migration; integrin-mediated signaling pathway. Bases 16 to 2376 code for a protein of 786 amino acids.